Molecule: messenger RNA, 1257 nt
Organism: Thecamonas trahens ATCC 50062
Lineage: Eukaryota; Apusomonadida; Apusomonadidae
Product: lysophospholipase
Exons: 3
Coding region: 1-1257 (418 amino acids)
Biological process (GO): phospholipid metabolic process
Molecular function (GO): glycerophospholipase activity
Source: RefSeq, a predicted model, not a curated record
AUGAUUAAUCGCAAAGUCCUCGAUGUCGAGUACGCGGAGGAGGCUGAUAUGCCAAAGAUGGAGUUCGAGAGUGUCAACUGUCCACGGUUGACUCAGCGCUCACCGCCGGAUCAUGUUGGCGUGGUCAAGCCGGUGGACAUUGCUGCUAUGGGCGCCAUCGGCGACUCGUUCACCACGGCCUCCAACGCGCUCUCGACCUCGUGGUUCGAUCUCAACUGGUUUCCCGGCGUGGCAUGGUCGAUGGGUGCCGACGAGGGCGUUAUUUCGGCAUACAACAUCAUGAAGGCGAUCGGAAGGCCGGAUGUGGUGGGCGGCUCGGUCGGUGUCGGCGACGUCGGCGCCAACAUGCACUGCAACCAGGCCGUGGCCGGCUCGCACGUCCAGGCCCUCAUCAACCAGACCUACGCCCUCAUCGACGCCUUCAAGGCCGAGCUCAAUGAGACUGGAUACGCGACCGAGUGGAAGACAGUCUCUGUCUACAUCGGCGGCAACAACCUAUGCGAUUACUGCCGCAAGCCCGGCCCCAACACGCCCGAGGUCUACGAGCUCAAUCUGCGCGCCGCCUUUGACGUCCUCGCCACCAUUCCACGGGUCAUUGUCUCGGUUGUACCCAUUGUGGACGGCACACAGAUGUGCCCGCUGAUGGGUCCGUUCUGUCACAUCGCGCUCGACAAGCUCUGCCCGUGCUUCAUCUCGUCCAACGCCACCGAGCGGGCGAUUACUCUGCAAGGUGUCGCUGCCUACAACUCGGCCAUGCAGGUUGUGGUCAACGAUUACAACGCCAAGACCGGAUCGGACUGGGCCGCCGUCUUCCAGCCGUUUUUUGCCGGCCUCCGCGUACCGGAGGGUAAGGCCGGCAAGGCCUGGUUCGACCGCGCAGACUGCUUCCACCCGUCGGCUGUCCCCGGCCACAAGAUGAUCGGCAUCGGCAUGUGGAACAACAUGAUCUCGCCUCUUGGCGCAAAGGAGACUCUCACGCCUGAGACCACGCUCAAGUGCCCCACCGACGCCGACUACAUCUACACUGCCAAAACGCCCGCGACCACGAUACUGGCGGGCCGUGGCAUGCGCGUCGGCUGCGUGGCUAAUGCAGCAGCAGCGCGGUUUGGGAUUGACCCAGCCGCCGAUGUCGCAGCGCUGACUGCGGCGCUCCAGGCGACAUCGCGCGCAUUUCCGCCGUCCUAUCGGUGGCACGAGGACUUUACCCUCAAGUUUCUUCUCAAUCUGUUUGACGUGGCACAGGAGCUGGACCAGUGA